Alnus glutinosa is the source of this 933-nucleotide messenger RNA. RefSeq lists its product as uncharacterized. The record is from RefSeq and is a predicted model, not a curated record. Lineage: Eukaryota; Viridiplantae; Streptophyta; Magnoliopsida; Fagales; Betulaceae. The transcript has 3 exons. Bases 1 to 933 code for a protein of 310 amino acids.
AUGGAUUCAAACCAAGUUCCAUACUUCACCAAUCUUCUUAGUGUGGAUAGUGUUGAUGACCUAUUCAUAGAAACUACAAGUACAAUGUUUGAACAUGAAGAGUCUUCACCACAAAUGGAGGAGGAGGUUGAAGUCAUUGUUAAAAAAACAUUACGGGGUGGCAACUUCAGCAUGGACGAAGACAAUAUGCUAAUAUCUUCGUGGAUUGAAAUUACCAUGGAUGCGGUUCAAGGAAAUGAACAAAAACAUAAGAAAUAUUGGGGUAGAAUUUGGGAGUACUUUCAUGGGCACAAAACCUUUAAUUCGAACCGUAAUCCGAAAUCUUUAAUGAAUAGGUGGUCUGUGAUUCAACAAGCGGUAAAUAAGUUUUGUGGUUACUUAGCCCAAGUUGAAUUAAGGCCUCAAAGUGAUAUGAAUGAGCAAGAUAAGAUUGGGAAGGCAAAACUCAUGUAUCACGAGCUUCAAGGGAUGACAUUUCACUUUGAACAUUGUUGGUUAUUGUUGAGAGGAAGACGAGGCCUCACCCGAAGCUUUAUAAACUUGGAGCGACCAAUAGGCCGGAAAGCCGAAAAGAACAAACGAAAGAAUACCAAAAAAACGAAUCCAGGUGUUGUUGUGAUAUUGAAUGACAUAAAUGAAGAUAAGAAGAAGAAAACAAGACUAUUUGAGGAAGCACGUGAGCAAGACAAAGAGAUGUUUCUUCUUAAGAAAGAGGAAGUGCGCCUUAAGCAAGAGGAAUUGCUCUUUAAGCAAGAUGAAGUCCGCCUUAGAGAUGGGGAAUUGCGCUUGAGAGAAAAAGCGCUUCGGUUGAAAGAAGAGAGAGAGGAAAAAGAGUUUAUGUUUAUGGAUACAAGUCAUUUAAAUGAAGAUGGGCAAGAAUAUGUUUGUCGACGCAGAAAGGCAAUCCUUGAAGGUCAAAAAGACAAUCCUUGA